CAGCUCUACCAUUGGGGUGGUCACUGGUGGUCGCAGGCCAGCGAUACUUCAAAACCAGGCCCACGAACUGGACUGAGCCCACCCUGCGCUGUCCACGGAUUACCCAAACUGCUACACGGCAUCCCGGUGAUUGCUGAUCCCUUUGCACCCUACACUGCGUUCCGCCGAGCGGAACAGCGGUGCUGCACGAAUCGAACCUGCACUCCAGUUAGACAGACUCACGUCAAUGGAUUUGGAUAUUAGUCGAACUGAACCGGGAAAUAUGAACGACGGGUUGCAGCUUCAGACACCCAGUCGACAUGAGAAGAGCCUCGGACUUCUCACAACCAAAUUUGUCACUUUGCUGCAAGAGGCGAAGGACGGAGUGCUCGACUUGAAAUUAGCUGCAGACACACUCGCCGUGCGACAGAAGAGACGCAUCUAUGACAUCACCAAUGUGCUGGAAGGCAUCGGGCUCAUCGAGAAGAAGUCCAAGAACAGCAUCCAGUGGAAGGGAGUGGGUCCGGGCUGCAACACCAGGGAGAUCGCUGAUAGGCUGAUUGACCUAAAGGCGGAGCUUGUGGAGCUGGAGCGGCAGGAGCUGGAGUUGGAUCAGCAGAGAGUCUGGGUCCAGCAGAGCAUCAAGAAUGUCACGGACGACAUCAACAACAGCCCUCUGGCGUAUGUCACGCAUGAGGACAUCUGCGGCUGCUUCAAAGGUGACACCCUGCUGGCCAUCCGCGCUCCGUCAGGAACCCAGCUGGAGGUGCCCCUCCCCGAGUCUACUGGUAAUGGGCAGAAGAAAUAUCAGAUGCAUCUGAAGAGCAGCAGUGGGCCAGUUGAGGUCCUAUUGGUCAACAAGGACCCCCAUAGCUCCACCCCUGUGGUGCUCCCAGUCCCGCCCCCAGAAGAUAUGCUCCAACCAGUGCAGCCCAAACAGGCCACACCCACCAGCAAAUCUGCACCAGCCACACCCACACAGAACACCCCCGCACUCCCCCAAGCCCCUCCCCCUAAACAGCAGACUCCGCCCAGCAGCGUAGACCCAGCGGCCUCGGAGUCAGGGUUGUCCAGUAAUAGCUCCAGUGCCCUCAGCUUAACCCCGCCUCCAGACAACCCAUCUGCCAAGGAAGCCUCCUCAUUGGACACUCUUCAGUCCUCCGCCUUAUUGGACAGCAGCUCCUCUCUCCCUGCCUCCAAUGCUGUCUUUGAACCAAUCAAAUCUGAUGCCUUGUUGGACUUCCCCAAGGAGAUGUCCGAGAUGUUUGACCCAACUAAAGAGAGUACUGAUCUUCUGGACGACCUCAUGGCUUCUGAGGUCUUCUCCCCACUGCUGCGGCUCUCUCCCCCGGGUGACCAUGACUACAUCUACAAUCUGGACGAGAGUGAAGGCUUGUGUGACUCUUCGAUAUCUUAUGACCUCACUGGCCUGUGA
This is a messenger RNA of Clupea harengus (Atlantic herring), 1414 nucleotides long. RefSeq names its product transcription factor E2F4-like (gene e2f4). The record is from RefSeq and is a predicted model, not a curated record. Gene Ontology annotation, cellular component: RNA polymerase II transcription regulator complex. NCBI's taxonomy places the organism in Eukaryota, Metazoa, Chordata, Actinopteri, Clupeiformes, Clupeidae. Gene Ontology annotation, molecular function: protein dimerization activity; DNA-binding transcription factor activity, RNA polymerase II-specific; RNA polymerase II cis-regulatory region sequence-specific DNA binding. Gene Ontology annotation, biological process: regulation of transcription by RNA polymerase II.